Naegleria lovaniensis is the source of this 882-nucleotide messenger RNA. RefSeq lists its product as uncharacterized. Lineage: Eukaryota; Heterolobosea; Eutetramitea; Acrasida; Naegleriidae. The coding region runs from base 1 to 882 and encodes 293 amino acids. The record is from RefSeq and is a predicted model, not a curated record. The transcript has 2 exons.
AUGAAUACAUUAGGAGAUGAUGAUUUUUCGGAAAAGUAUGGUUUUUACAAAUAUCUCGCCUUGAUAUAUCCCUCGUUAGCUCUAUUGAUUGUAGAAAGUACUCCUACUUUUUUCAACAUUUUCGGACCAGUAUUAAGCAAACUGAUUUGGUGGAGUUUUUGUUUUUAUGAACCUGAUGGUUUCUUUGCUGUAUAUUAUAUUGUAAAAUAUUUUUCAAAAAAUCAACAGUUUUUUGUGUGGUAUCUGUUGGCAGCCACGUUAAGAAGAUUAUUCUUUUAUUACAAGUACCAUUUGAAAAACAAGUUAACGUAUCAAGAUGGAUAUGUCAAUGGUGCAAGAGAGAGUAUUAAUUUAAUUCAUGUCAAUGAUUUUCAAUUAUUAGAUUAUACACCUAGCCAACUCAGUCAGCGUUAUAAUAAGAUACAAUUGAGCUACAUUAAGAAGAAGGUGGCAGAUUUUGUAAAAACUCUCUCUAUUGUAAUUUCUAACUCGAAUAAUGAUCAGGAUGACUCUUUGAUUAAUGAAGAAAAUACCAAGACAAUAAGCAAUGGAAAGUGUUGCGUUUGUUUGGGAGAUGAAAAUUUGGAUAUUAUUUUCAACCCAUGUAGGCACAUGGCCAUGUGUCAAGAAUGCUUUGAACAUUUUUCCAACGAAUGCUAUGACAACAACAAGCCCCUAAAGUGUAGCUUGUGCAAUUCAAUAAUUUCCUCCAUUUCAUGCCAUAAGAAAAAGCGUUUUGUUGCCAAUUACGAGCCCAGUGAAACGUUUCAUUCGAGUGGGCAAAUGAAUGCACAAAAAGAGUUGUUAAAGCUUGGGGCUUAUGUCCAACAAAAUCCAAGCAUCAAGUCGAGAUUGCAGAAUCCACGGAUUUUUGAUGAAUGA